This is a messenger RNA of Vespa mandarinia (Asian giant hornet), 2346 nucleotides long. Its product is annotated as condensin complex subunit 2-like. Gene Ontology annotation, biological process: mitotic chromosome condensation. Lineage: Eukaryota; Metazoa; Arthropoda; Insecta; Hymenoptera; Vespidae. Gene Ontology annotation, cellular component: condensin complex. The record is from RefSeq and is a predicted model, not a curated record. Gene Ontology annotation, molecular function: chromatin binding.
AUGCGCAGAAAAUGAUAACCUUUGAAACACUAAAUCGUAUAAACGAAUUCAAACUUAAACUGUCGCCGUUAAAAGUAAAUCAUCAAUAUUGUGAAAUAAAGUGUCAAUUGUGUUUUAUAUACAUAUUUUAUAAUGACAUUAUUUCUCAUUGUAUUACAAGGAUCAUAUUUCUUCAGCUGUCAUAUGACAUUUGUAAGAAAUUGAGAAGAAGGAAAGAUAUUUACUUUUGCACAAAUUAAUAGGAUUUUAUAUCAAUUAUCAAGAUGGCAAGAAAAAGCUUAGCAAAUAUAGUAAUAGAAUCAAAUAUGACCAAUUUUCCGUCUACAUCUUCACCACUCCGUAGAAAAUCUAUCGUCAUACAAAAAUCCUCAUCAGCUUUAUUGGAAAAUGAUGACGAGGCAGAACGUUUAGCAUUAAGACGUGAUGCCACAUCAACUAGUACACCAUUAACUACAAAAAUUAAUGAAAAGAGACGUUCCUUAGGUUUAGGAUUUUUGACACAAAUGUCAGAACCACAAAUGACUGAAUUAAUAUCACAUUGUAUCAAAUUAAGCGCUGAAAAUAAAAUUAAUGUUAAGAAUGCAUUCAGCUUAGAAAUGAUAGAUUUUAUGACAUUUAUGGUGACCAAAAGGAAUUCUGAACUUACCAAUUUGCAAGUGGCCAGUACGUCAUUGGAUGUAUGUACAAAAAUUUAUGGAUUUCGUGUGGAUGGUAUAUAUACAGAGAUUUUAAAAAUGGUCGGUGCAUUGGAUCGACAAAAGGAAAAUAAUUCUACCGAUGAAGGGCCAAUACAAUCAAACAAUGCAGAAGAAAAUGAAGAAAGACCAAUAGAAAAUCAAUUGAAGAAAAAAAAGAAAAGAACUAAACAGAAGAUCAUUAUUACAGAAGAUGUAAUAAAUGUAUCCGUUGAAACCAUGUUACCCUCACAAAUGUUCAUAGGAUCUGGAGAUUUAUGUUCAUCUGAUAUGCUCUAUCAAGUAGUCCUAUCGCAUCAUGCAAAUUUAGGCUUUUAUCAUAAUACAUAUAACGAUAUUAUUUUAGAUAAAUUAAACGAAACAGAAACGGAGAAUGAAAAUCUUCCAGAAUAUACUAUAUCUCCAAUAGAAAAUUUUUCAGAAUCAGAUCUAUGUCCUAGUGUUACUGAUUUUGAAUUUUUAAAAUGGUCACCAGAAGAUGAACCAGAAGACAUACAAACUACACAAGAAAACAAUGAAAAUAGAUUUCAAUUUGAUCUUGAUGCUAGUAUACCUUCUGCCGAUGAAGAGGAAUUUGAACCUAUGAAUUAUUUUAGCAUGCAAGAAGAUACCAAUAAUAGAGAUUUGUCUAUGAGAAAUCCUAAUCAAGUAGAAAAUAUAGUAGACUUUCGUAAAGUUAUGGCAGAACAAGUACCCGAGCAAUAUCACAAAACAUCAGAAUAUUCUUUUAUACAGAAAAAUUUUAAUUUAAUUCAUUGGGCAGGUCCUUCUUAUUGGAAAGUUAAAACAUUAACAUUAUUUCCAAAUGAGAAUAAAGUAGUGGAAACGUGUCAUCAGGGACCGAUUAAAAAAAAGAAAGAAAUAGAACUUAAAUAUUCUCAUGGUGCAAUAUCUGACAUUGAACAAAAGUUCUUACCUAGCCAAGCAGUAAAGUUACAAAUUAAAACAGCCAAAGUAGAUUGGACUGAAGAAAAGGUAACUUUACCAGAAGAUUUACAUUAUGAUACUUCACAAAUAACAAAAUUAUACCUUCGUCCUUUAAUGUUUGCAAAUCCUAGACAAAAAGAUUUAACGGAUACAGCACAAUUGCCAGAAGAUAUCGAAGGUUAUGAUUAUAAUAAUGAAAAUGAUAUGUCAAACUUUUGUCCCGGUAUUGAUACAGAUUGUGAUAUGCAAGAAAGAAAUGAUUUUGAUGAAUUAAGAAAUGUGGAUGAAAAUAUAGCGGGAAGUCAGAUGGCAUUUACCAAUGAUAAUUUAGUAACUGCACCGACAUUAACGAAUAAAAUCUUCUUGCAAUAUCCUUUGCGCGCCAAAAAAAUUGAUAUGCGUCAGUUAAAGAAAACCAUAUGGAAAUCUUUAUCUAAAUCAUCAAAUAUGAAUAAUAUGAAUGCGGAAUUGGGAGAACAAAAUGAGAAUACGAAUCAAAUUAAGGAAUCUAAAUGUUUCAAUACCGUUUAUAAAGCUUUACCAAAUGAACUUUCGAAAAUAAAUGUAGAAGCAUUAAGUGUGCCUAUUGCAAUAGUAUCUUUACUUCACUUAGCCAAUGAGAAAUCUUUAAAACUUUCCACACUUUCAGAUAUGUCGGAUAUUAUUGUAGAAGGAAAUUAAUGUAUUAGUUUUAUUAUUAUAUUUUGUAAAUGUAUAUAUCUUA